Molecule: messenger RNA, 929 nt
Organism: Opisthocomus hoazin
Lineage: Eukaryota; Metazoa; Chordata; Aves; Opisthocomiformes; Opisthocomidae
Source: RefSeq, a predicted model, not a curated record
CAGGUCCAGCGCAGCUGCGAGCUGUCUUCCUGCACACGGAGCACGAGCGGAGGAAGUCGAAGACGGUCACACAAGCCGACAUGAAGGUGGAAUCACUCCCAGCCCUCACAGACAACUACAUGUACCUCCUCAUCGACGAGGAGACGAAGGAGGCUGCGAUAGUCGAUCCUGUGCAGCCCCAGAAGGUUUUGGAUGCGGUCAAAAAGCACGGCGUGAAGCUGACCACCGUCCUGACCACACAUCAUCACUGGGACCAUGCUGGAGGAAAUGAGAAGCUCGUAAAGAUGGAGACGGGGUUGCGCGUGUAUGGGGGAGACAGCAGAGUUGGAGCGCUGACGCAGAAAGUGUCUCACCUGACAUCGCUCAAGGUGGGAUCUCUUAACGUGAAAUGCCUCUGUACGCCGUGUCACACUUCUGGACACAUCUGUUAUUAUGUGACCAAGCCAAACAGCUCCGAGCCGCCUGCUGUCUUUACAGGUGACACGCUGUUCGUGGCCGGCUGCGGGAAAUUCUUCGAGGGAACCCCGGAGGAGAUGUACAGAGCGCUGAUUGAGAUUCUGGGCGGCCUGGACCCCAAAACGAGAGUUUACUGCGGGCACGAAUACACGAUCAACAAUCUCAAGUUUGCUCGACACGUUGAGCCCAAUAAUGUCGCUAUCCAGGAGAAGCUUGCUUGGGCCAAGGCAAAGUACGACAGUGGAGAGCCAACCAUACCCUCCACCAUCGCAGAAGAGUUUACGUACAACCCCUUCAUGCGAGUGAGGGAGGAGCCCUUGCAGAAGUUCACGGGCAAGACGGACCCGGUGGAGGUGCUGAGGACCCUCCGCACCGAGAAGGACAACUUCAAGAAGCCCAAGGAGCGGCCCAAUCCCCCGGCCAUGCUGGCCUUCGACUGGGGACUUUUCAGCCCUUUCCUCGAGAAGAAGUGA